GCCGAGCGAGCACCAUGUCUGCGUGCUCGCCACGCGCGUGCUGCCGGCCGCGCGCCCCGCCGUCGUUGCUCGACAUCACGGCGAAGAUCGUGGCGGCGGCGAUCCCGUUCCAGCGUAUCGAGGAGCGCUACGAGCGCAUCCCGGAGCCGGUGCAACGGCGCGUCGUGUACUGGUCGUUCCCGCGGGACGAGCGCGAUAUCUGCAUGUACUCGUCGCUGGCGCGCGCGCCGCCCGACGACCACCGCAACAUCGCCUUCUGCCGCGGCCUCAAGCUGCUGGAAGCCGGCUGCGUCGAGAGCGUGCUACAAGUCGGUUUCCAUUUGAGUGGUGUGGUGCGCGCGCCAGCCGCGGUUCCUCCCUGCUCCGAACCAGAAAGGCUAUUUCGAGUUACAGUAUCAUUUGACAGAUGCAAAAUAACAGGAGUGACAUGCAGUUGCGAGGCGCGCGAUAUCUUCUGGUGUCAACACGUGGUAGCCCUCGCACUCUACCGCAUCCGGAAUGCAGACUCCGUGCGUUUACGAGUGCCUAUAUCAGAAACCCUGCUGCAAAUGGACCGUCAGCAGCUGCAGAAGUUCGUGCAAUACUUAAUAGCAGAACACCAUACAGAAGUGCUACCUACCGCCCAGCGGUUAGCUGACGAAGUUUUACAGGCGCGGUCCGCUAUCAAUAGGAUUUGCGGCGCACCAGACCCCACAGCUGGACCACCACCUGAUGCACACCACGCUUGGCAUCUAGAUGAGCAGCAGGUGUGCGAACAGGUUCGAGCGUAUUUACUACAGGGAACCUACUACAAUGCGAAUAAACAGUUAAACUCCUUGUUUUCUAAGGUGCGAGAAAUGCUAAGAGCACAGGACUCGAAUGGUCCUCGUAUGCUUAUGCUGAUGACGGAACAGUUCCUAUCGGACCCUCGCCUGCUACUAUGGAGGAAUCAGAACACGCCGAUGACGGAGAAGUGUCGCCAGCUGUGGGAGCAGCUGGGCGCGCUGUGGGUCAGCAUAGUCCUGGAUCCCGGCAGCAACAAGCACCACAGACAUCAAUGGAGACAACUGCUGGACAAGUGGUCAGCUGUUGAAGUGUGUCCCACUGAAGAUCCAGACUAUAGAUCUUUUCCCUUGUACGCGAGAGAAAGAGAAAGAAACGAGAGAGAUCGCGACAGAGAUCACAGGGACAGAGAUAGAGAGAGAAAUCGCGACCGAGAGGAGAGGGACAGAGAGAGACUGCGAGAGAGAGAAGAAAGAGACAGAGAAAGACAUAGAGAGAGACAAAGAAGAGAUAUGCAUUCCCAUUCAGAGAGUUCCGAUGAAGAAUCUAGGCCUAAUAACUAUGAAAGAGAAUAUAGAAGAGCCAGUAAGAGACUUAGACUGCACAACCAGAGACCACAGAUUCAAACAACGCCACGGACUGUCUUUCACAAGGCGUUAGAUGCAGUGGAUAUAUCAUGGGAGAGCGAGCAUCUGAAGAACAUUCUCAGCAGUGACGAGUACUGUGACCCUGAGAAGCCGGACAAGGCGGGCGGAGCUGGACCCGCGCUUGCAGCCGUCACCCUGCAGCCUUACCCCAAGUUCAAUGACCUCGGACAACCCUUGUGGCAUGAACAUCUGCCGGUAGUGGGCGCGCGUAUAGAGGCGCUGCGUGCACACGGGCGCGCCCCCGCCGCACUGCGCCUCGCUGUCAGCGCCGCGCGCGCCAUGCGCCAUCGACAGGAGGUGGCUCAGCAGCGAUGGGCGAGCGCGGGGGCGAGUGCGGGUGAGGGCGAGGCGGCGGGCAGCAGCACGUGCGCGGCGAGCGAGUCGUGCGGGGGGCAGUGCGAGCGCGCGCGUCUGGCGGUGCUGUGCGCGCACAUGGACGCCGGCGCCUGUCUGCCCAGCGGACACACAUGCGCGCUCUCACACACGCAGCGAUGCAUCGGACGAGACAGCAGGGGGUGGACGGGGUGGGCGCUGGAGGCGGUGUGGUGCGUGCACGAGUGCCUGGCGGACGCGUGCCUAGCGCCUGAUGACCAGCGCGCCUCUCCCCGCCUGCACACCUACAUGGACGAGGAGCCCGCCACCGGCCUACCGCCUAGAUAUCAACACGUGCCGGUGGCGGGCAGCAAGAACCCUGAGGAGACGUACCUGGCGCUGGCGCUGGAGGCGGCGCUGCUGGGGCUGGGCAUGCAGCGCAUGCUGCCCACUGGACUCUACGCGCAGGAGCGCUACUGCAAACAGGAGGAGCGUCUGAUAGCGCAGCUGCAGCGCGUGGAGGGCGAGGCGGUGGGCGGGGUGUGCGCACGUGCUGCGGCCGCGCUGCUGGCGGGCGGGCCCAGCUCGUGCCUGGGCGCGCGCCUGCACCCCCGCUCCGCGCCCGCACACACCUUCGCCCGCUACCUCUUCCUGGCGCUGCUGCCCAGCGACCCCGACCUCGCGUACCGCGUCGGACUGCGCGCUAUGAGGUUACCUAUGGUGGAGGAGGCGUACGCGCUGGACGGUGGCGGGGCGUGCGGCGCGGCGUGCGGUGCGGGGGCGGGCGCCUGGCACACGCUGCAGCACGCCGAGCAGCAGCAGGCCGCGCUCGCCAGCGCACUGCUCGGCGCAGCCCGGGGUACUCCAGCACGUCUGCGCGCGGCGCUGGCGGCUGCGCAGCGACACGUGCGGUCUGCUGCGCAGUUGUUCCGCCUGGCGCAGGACGCGCUGCGCCACGCUGCGCCGCCCGACGCCCCGCACCAUCACCGGGACUUGCUCGCUGCGGCAUUCGAACUCGGACUGCAGGUGCUGCGUAUGACGCUGUCGUCUGUGAACUGGCGGCGACGAGAGAUGGUGCGCUGGCUGGUCACCUGCGCCACAGAGCUCGGCCUCGACGCGUUGCUCUCCAUCAUGCAGAACUGGUACGAGCUGUUCACCCCGACGGAGGCGACAGGUCCUGUGGCUGCGGCGGCGAUGUCUCACGCCACCGCGCUGCGUCUCGGCCUCAGCUUCGAGCAGCAGGAGAAGCUCAGCGCAUGCGCACGCACGCUCGCCCUGCAGUGCGCCGCCAAGGACCCGCCGGGGUGCGCGCUGUCUGCGCUGUCAGUGUGCGAGGGGUCUGCGGGCGCGUUCGAGGCGGCGUGCGCGGCGGUGGGCGGGGCGGCGGCACGCGGCGCGCUCGCCUCCAGCCAGCUGUUCGCUGUGGCGCGGUACAUGGAGCAGCGCGGACAGCCCGCCCGCGCCAUGCGCCUCGCCACACUCGCCAUGCGCAACCUGCAUCUCCACUACAACCAGAAAACAAUUAUAUAUAUUAUAGGUAAAGCACGCGAUACGUUCGCGCUGGCACAUGACGGGCCUCAUCAGUUCGCGGCGCUGCUGCAAGAAAUCAAACUCAAAUACAAAGGCAAGAAGAAACUUAUGUUCCUCGUCAAAGAGAGAUUCGGUUAGUACAAACCGAUCUUAUGGCCAAUUUACAUUAUUCCAGUACAGCGCUGGAUUACAUAUGCACCGACAGAGAAAUGCACUAUGCAUACACUAUGUUGCUUGCUAUUCUGGAAUCGCUGGACUGGAAUAAUGUAAACCGGACAUGACUGUGGGGUGUCGACUGCUCUGACACUUGACUUAUUGUUCUCUUUUUUAUCAACACAAAUGAGAGAGACAAAUAUACAAAUGUCGCUGCAGUCGCAACCUUCGAGUAAUAGUGCAAUAUAGCACUCGUAUUGUUUUGUUGAUGUGCAAUACAUGUAUAUAAGAUACUUGCAGUAUAUAACAGUUAACACUUCAACUGCCACCGACCGGCCUGGCGAGUUUAGUACGAAAUCAUGCCAUGAAAAUUAUUCGUACGGCCAUUUACAAUAGUAUAAUUCAGUUGGCACGCCAACAACGAGAUUACUCUUACGUUUCACGUGCCAACCUCAAUCGUCGGGUACUAUGUCUAUUAGAAAAUUUAUAAAUGACCAUAUUGACUGAAAUUAAUGCAAAUAUUCUGUAAGUCACAAAUUGGCAACACUGAGCAAUGCAAUAGACAUUUUAUUGUGAAAAAUUCAUGUUGCUUUUCGUAAACCAAACAGGUCUCGUUAAAAAAGUAUUAUUUUAUAUAAGUUAUGUGAGACGGCGAUUUGUAAAAUAACAUUACAAUGAUCUCAAUAAUUCCGUUAUGUAUAUAAUUAGUUUUAAUGUAAAUAGAUUAAUUAUAGGUUAAUAUAACUAACUUUAACACAAUGUAUGUAUCAAUUGUGUAUGUAAAAAUUGUGUGUAUGGAUGAAGUUGUUAAUAUCAAUAUUGUAGUAUAAAUGCUUUAGUGGAUAGUUUUAGUGAUUUUUUUAGUGCGCCAAUAUAGCGUCCAAUAGCAAGAAAACAUAAACACUGACCUCUAUAAUACACUGGAUAGGCUUUAAGUUGUUGUUUUUUGUGCCUAUUUGAUUAUCUCCAUUAAAAGCUAACGGUCGCAAUAGCGGCUGUGACGAUUCUAAUAAUAUAGUUACACAAAGAUCUUAUAGCAGUUGGAUAAUGAACUAGCAAUGUCAUGUUGACAGCGUCAUAUUUUGACCAAUCAGGGAGCGGCAGUUAAUUAAUGUUGCCAUUUGCAUAAUUUCAAAAUUCCUUAAAAAUAUCACGUAUGUCAUGACAUGUAGGUUAAUUUGAUACGUUUGGAUAUACAUCCAAACGCAAAUAAAUACUUAUUUAAAUAGUAAUCGCUAUGAGAACUUACGUCAUAAAUUAUAAAUCGAUUUUGCAAUAUGAACGACGAUCUGUCAAUAUCAAAAAAAACUACUAUAAGAUUCUUGUGGGACUAUAGAACUGGCAAUUAACUUUAAUAUGCAGUUUUAAUUAAGAAAAAAGCAAAAGGUUAUCCAGAGGUUUUUAUAGAGGUCCGUGUAAUAUAAUAAACGACACAACACCAAAGAAGUUAAAUAUAAGUCAUUCCAAAAGUGUUAAGCCAUGCCAUCAUUAUUUCAGUAUUGUCGAGUAUUCAAUAUUUUCUACGUUUUAAGCUAACCUCUUUGUUUUACUAUUUUUGACAUUUAUCCGCCAUUUUGUUUAUACGAAUGUUUACAUUGUCGCUCUGAAUUGCACACGUCUAUGACACGCAUAAAAACACACACAGACGAAUUGAUAACCUCGUUCUUUUUGAAGCUAGCUAAUAAAAUAGAAACCAGGCAAGCAUAUAUGUUAAACAAAUCGUGUUUUAAUUGGAUAUAACGUGUGUUCCAGUCACUUUUUUUUCAAAAGAACGAAGUUACAGUUUUUUAAAUUGAUACUAAAAUUAAGAGACACGUUAAAAUAAAUCUUUUUUAUUUAUACAAAAAGUCAAAGUGGCAUUGCAGUAUUCGUAUAGUCCUUUUUACGUUUAAAUUUUGGCGGGAAAUUUUGUUUCUUUUUCGAAUACUUUAACGUAGAAUAGAUUAAUUUCUAUUAACAAGAAGUGCAUUUAUAAAGAUAGAAAAUAAUUAAUAAAUAACAUUUGGAUGUUGAAAAGUAAAAAACGAAUUGACUACGUGUACUUGAGAGGUAAAGGAUUUUGAUAAAUUGCCAUUUUUAAAAUGAAUACCAAAAAAAAUUCUAAAGGAUAACCAAAUCAACACAAGAUAUUCUAAAAUAAAAACUGUAAAAAGAAAUAAGACACUGUAAUUUCCUGUACAUGUUUUUUUUUCGUACAAUUGUAGGAAUGACGAGGAAUGGUUUAAGACAUUUUGCUUUUAUAUUGCAUUAACAAUGUUAUGCUAUUUUCAGACUGAGUAUUUUACAGAAUAUCAACUAACUUCGCAUAUAAUGUUAUGGUACAAUAUUUUAGAUUAAAUUUCCCAAAUAUACCUUCAUACAUUCGGUUCAAAAUUAACUUUAUUUUAAAAUGUUUUUAUUGAUUAAAAUAAAAAAGAAAAUUUUUUCGAGCA
Molecule: messenger RNA, 5836 nt
Organism: Papilio xuthus (Asian swallowtail)
Lineage: Eukaryota; Metazoa; Arthropoda; Insecta; Lepidoptera; Papilionidae
Product: zinc finger SWIM domain-containing protein 4
Exons: 21
Coding region: 15-3389 (1124 amino acids)
Cellular component (GO): Cul2-RING ubiquitin ligase complex
Molecular function (GO): zinc ion binding
Source: RefSeq, a predicted model, not a curated record